AUGUCACACCCUCACACCUCACACAUUGACCCACGCUCCCUACCCUUUGAGCCACUGCCCAAGGGCGUCCCGACAUGCUCUGUCGAGCUUCUCCACAUGGGCUGGAUUCACUCCCGUCGGGGGAUGUGGGCCGAUGAUGCUUGGGAGCAGGACGAGAGGAGGAAGCAGGCAAAGGCAGAUGCAGACUAUUCGCUGCCCAUCUUUGGAGCAUUGCUGCAGCAUGGAGAGGAUCGAUACCUCUGGGAUCUGGGCUGGAGGAACGAUCCCGAGAACCUCCCGGAGAUGUUCAAGUCCGUUUCUUUCGGCCGUACUGAGCUCCCUUCGUCAGCACAAGCACACAAUCUAGUCGACCCGUCGAGCCUGACAGGCAUCAUCUGGUCCCAUGCCCACAUCGACCAUUACGGUGCAACGGACCGGUUCCCUCCCACCAUUCCUCUGUUCCUGGGCGAGGGGUCCUUGAAAUGGAUCAACGGAGGUGACAAGAAGGGCGGUCUGAAGAGUUUCCCGAGCACGUAUCUUGAACAAGGAAGGGAGUUCAUUGAGGUAGGAGAGGGAAGUGGGGAAAGGUGGAAGAAGAGGGCCAUCGGGCCUUUUGAGGAGGCGUAUGACCUCUUUGGUGACGAGUCCACCUUCCUCGUCAAGGCGUCUGGACACUGCCCCGGCCAUCUAGCCCUCUUGGCUCACGUCUCCUCAGGCGACUGGGUCUUCCUCGCGGGCGACGCAGCACACAAUCAAGCUCUCUACCUUCCCGUUCCACCUCAACCCUUCCAUCACGAAACAGAUCGUCGUUCAGUGCCGGCCAAGUUCAAGCUCACACCAGAGUCGGAGAACUGGAGUUGCAUGCAGGACUUUCCAGAGAUGUUUUGGCGGACGGCCAGCGCUAUGACUAGGUUGGAGAUGGAGGACAAUGUGAUGGUUGUGCUAGGUCACGAGAAGGAGUUCGCGACCGUUGCCGGUCUUGAAGCAGGGGAUCGCUGUGAUCUGAGUCAGUGGAGGCAAAAAGAUCUCAAAAAGAAGAAGGAUCAGGAGGGCGAGAAGGUGCGAGAGGGCUUGAAUGAGUUGUAA
Messenger RNA from Microstroma glucosiphilum, 1065 nucleotides. RefSeq lists its product as hypothetical. Bases 1 to 1065 code for a protein of 354 amino acids. Lineage: Eukaryota; Fungi; Basidiomycota; Exobasidiomycetes; Microstromatales; Microstromataceae. The record is from RefSeq and is a predicted model, not a curated record. The transcript has 4 exons.